This is a messenger RNA of Erpetoichthys calabaricus (reedfish), 1150 nucleotides long. RefSeq lists its product as uncharacterized. NCBI's taxonomy places the organism in Eukaryota, Metazoa, Chordata, Cladistia, Polypteriformes, Polypteridae. The record is from RefSeq and is a predicted model, not a curated record. The transcript has 3 exons. The coding region runs from base 115 to 816 and encodes 233 amino acids.
AGUAGAAGAACGAAAAGGCACUUAAGAGCGUGCAGGAACAGGUUGGAUAAGGUUAAGCAACUGAUAUACAGCUAGUACUCUCGUGUCAAGAGUACAUUUUCGCCAACUUUAACAAUGCAGGAUCACAUUACUAUCAGAAACACUGCGGACAUUCCGUCCGUAGUACUGUCUUCAAAGGUGUUCCUGUGCCCGUUCUGUGAUCCACGACUGUUUUCUUCACGAUCCUCUAUUCGAACAUAUGAACAUUUGCGCGAGCACCGAAAAACUGCAGUUUCCUUUGGAGACAAGCUCAUUUAUCGUUGUAACCUGGGAUGCAAAGACAGAAAGCACUACCAUUGCUUUAACUGUAGUGUCACAGUACUCCAAAAAACUGGAUUUCUUGCACAUUUACGAAGAUGUGUUUCAAGGAAAGGACUGCCCUCUUCCACUUCUUCAGUGUCCUCUUCAAUUCAGCAAGUAAAAACCUUUGUCUGGACUGUGCGGGAUUCAAUGGUAGUUGAAACAGAGCAGGAUUCAGUGGUAGUAAAAACAGAGCAGGAUUCAGUGGUAGUAAAAACAGAGCAAACUCCAAAACCUGUGUCACUCCCACAUGAGUCAUGGAUUUCCACAGUUCAGCAAGUACCACAACAUGUAUCAUGGUUGCAGGAACUACCACUUGAUUUAACCAUGAAAAAAAUAAUGACUUCCUCACCUGUACAAAAAUUAACAACAAGCCAGCAAAUGUUUACCUCUUCCCUGGAAGAGUCAUUGCUUGCUGUAAGUCAGCCUCCUACCUCAUCACCGCAGGAUUCAAUGCUCACUGUAACCCCAAUUUAAUUCCUUCUCAACUGGUGUAUUUUUGACCAGACAGGUUCAUCUGAAGAAAAAAAAAAGCUAUAGUGCAAUGUUCAAACUCUUAUUACAAAUCUUAUUUGCCACCUUUAUGUAAGUCUUAUGUCUGUUGCAAAAGAUAUAAUUCCUUUGACACUCUGAUCUUGAGGAAUAUACAGUGAACUACGAAAUAGCAGUUACAAAAAUGGGCUUGUGGUAUUUAAGUGGGUCCACAUGUGUUUAUUGGAUAUUACGCAAAUCUUAGCAGAAAGCCAUUGUCUUAGGUUGGGGUUGAAUUCUGUUUUAUGUCUUUGUUUCUGUUUUUAUUGCUUGAAUUUUG